Microsporum canis CBS 113480 is the source of this 1134-nucleotide messenger RNA. Its product is annotated as cysteine synthase. Lineage: Eukaryota; Fungi; Ascomycota; Eurotiomycetes; Onygenales; Arthrodermataceae. The coding region runs from base 1 to 1134 and encodes 377 amino acids. The record is from RefSeq and is a predicted model, not a curated record. The transcript has 2 exons. Gene Ontology annotation, cellular component: cytoplasm. Gene Ontology annotation, molecular function: cysteine synthase activity.
AUGUUUAGGAAAGGAGUUCGAUCUUUUACCACUACAGCCUUUAGGGCUGCCGAGACUGCAGCUCAAAUGGAGGCUAGGAACACCUAUGGUAUUGGGGUUUCUAAAGCACAAGGUGUUGUCAAGGGCCUUACUGGAGCCAUUGGAAACACUCCAUUAAUUCGCUUAAACCGCCUGUCCGAACAGACUGGUUGCAACAUCCUCGGAAAAGCCGAGUUCCAAAACCCAGGAGGGAGUGUCAAGGACCGCGCUGCAUUGUUCGUCGUUAAGGAUGCUGAAGAGAGAGGCCUACUUAAGCCAGGCGGCACCGUUGUUGAAGGAACCGCAGGAAAUACCGGGAUUGGCUUGGCUCAUGUUUGUCGGUCGAGGGGAUACAAGCUCGUUAUUUACAUGCCAAACACUCAAUCGCAGGGGAAAAUCGAUCUGCUAAGACUCCUUGGUGCAGAAGUCUACCCUGUACCCGCCGUCGCCUUUGACAACCCGGAGAACUACAAUCACCAAGCCCGGAGACAUGCCGAAUCCCUCGAAAACGCCGUCUGGACGAACCAGUUCGAUAAUAUAGCCAAUCGAAGGGCCCAUAUUGAGACCACUGGCCCCGAAAUCUGGGCCCAAACGGAAGGAAAAGUAGAUGCUUUUACCUGUGCGACUGGGACGGGUGGCACAUUGGCGGGAGUGACCAGGUAUCUAAAGACCGUGAGUGAUGGCAAAGUGAAGUCCUUCCUUGCCGAUCCUCCAGGGAGCGUGCUGUACAGCUACAUUACAAGUGGGGGAACCCUUAUCGAGCGCACUGGUAGCAGUAUAACGGAAGGAAUUGGCCAGGGCCGUGUAACGGACAACUUACAGCCUGAUAUUGAUCUUGUUGACGGAGCUCUCAAUAUCAGUGAUGAGAAGAGUAUUGAAAUGGUGUACCGAUGCCUCGAUGAAGAAGGUUUAUACUUGGGUGCAAGCUCGGCCCUUAAUGUUGUUGCAGCAAAGGAGGUUGCGGAAAAGCUCGGAAAGGGACAUACUGUCGUUACAAUGCUCUGUGACGGAGCCUAUCGAUACGCGGACCGAUUGUUUUCUGACGAAUGGUUGAAAUCCAAAAAUCUUAGAGGCGCGAUACCCCAGCAUCUUGAGAAGUAUAUUGUGCUGCCUUAA